Molecule: messenger RNA, 903 nt
Organism: Sinocyclocheilus anshuiensis
Lineage: Eukaryota; Metazoa; Chordata; Actinopteri; Cypriniformes; Cyprinidae
Exons: 4
Coding region: 52-903 (283 amino acids)
Source: RefSeq, a predicted model, not a curated record
CUGUGUGCAGCCAUAGCGGCAACCGUGAGGUCGACUGAAAAAGACAGAGAAAUGAAGACAGUCUGUUUUGUACUCCUUUCCGUUUCAUUAAAGUGUGCUGAUACAGAUAAGGUGACGUCAUUGUCUGCUAUGAAGGGAGAUCCUGUCACUCUAAGCACAGGUGUUACCAAACAGCAACAUGAUACAAUGCGGUGGUAUUUUAACAACACUCUCAUAGCUCAGAUCAAUGGAGAUCCCAGUAACAGUUGUUCGUAUGAUGGUGAAGGUGGGAGAUUCAAAGACAGACUGAAGGUGGACUUUGAGACUGGAUCUCUGAUCAUCACUAACAUCAAACCUGAACACGCUGGACGUUACGAAGCACAGAUAAUCAGAAGCAACAGCACAGGCACCAGCCAAAGAUUGAAAAGAAAGCCCAUAUGUAACAGCACAAAAAUCAUCCCAAAAAGUAACCUUGGCGACGCCAUAAAAGAAUUCAAUGUGACUGUCAGUGAGACAGAGAGUGUUGCAGCAGGUCCAAUACGAGCUCCCACUGCAGCGGCUUCUGUUGUUACUGAGUCUCAGGAUGAAUGUAAACGCCCGCCGACCGCUCAGAAGUCCAGCGCAUUGGCCGCACCGUUGUCCUGCCCGCCAGCCGCGGCUAUCCCCAGCCCACUGGCCGCGCCGAAGACAAAGUCCGCCUGCCGUGCCCGAGUCAAGUUUUCCGGCCGCACCAAAGUGUGCUGGCCGCGCCGUUGUCAAGUCCACCGGCCGUGGCUCUCUCCAGCCCGCCGGCCGCGCCAAAUCAAGUUUGCCGGCCGUCCCUAUGGCAAGCCCAUUGCACGUUCAUGUGGCAAGCCCGCCGGACUUUCAGCACUCAAGUUCGCCGACCAUGCCUUUUCCCCCCAUUCCAGAAUAGGAAACUAG